Actinia tenebrosa (Australian red waratah sea anemone) is the source of this 763-nucleotide messenger RNA. RefSeq lists its product as uncharacterized. The record is from RefSeq and is a predicted model, not a curated record. NCBI's taxonomy places the organism in Eukaryota, Metazoa, Cnidaria, Anthozoa, Actiniaria, Actiniidae.
GUGGAUAACGUCGAGAUUAGAGGUGAAGGAGCCCACAAAUUUCCAAAGACACUGAAUGAAGGAGAAAGGAUAGGCAUUGGUAUUGCUGUUGGAUUGGUUGUUGUCUUCACUCUGACUGCGAUCUACAUGUUCAUGUACUACAAGGGGAAAUCAAACAAAACAAUGAAACUGGAAGUUCCAAGGAACGGCAAAGCCAGGAGAGAUUCGCUCACCAGCAAAGGAACAGAGGACAUUUCCCUAGACGAUGCUGUAGAAGGCCCGUCUGGACUGACGGCGAUGAACAGGGGUGAACCACGACGAACAGAUGCGCCAAUGCCCAACGAAGACGAAGAGGAAGAGGAGGAGCUUAACAUUUUUGUAGCCAAAUUCUGAAGGAAGGAACAAGAAAUGACACUGAAUGUGACAAACAUCUUUGUUAGAAGUUGAGUUUAUAACUUGCUUGUAUAAUUCGUCUGGAAGUCGCUACUGAUAUGAAUAAAUGUUAUGGAACUGAAACUUUGCACUAUUUCGUAAUUUUUAUGCGCUCAUUAUUCCUAUUUCACUGACUUACACUUCUUCUUUUCCUUUCCCUUCUCCUCCUUCUCCCUCUCCUUCUUCUUAUCCUUCUCGCGAAGGUACAGAUCAGACACGUCUUUUGAACGUGGUCUUAAUAAGCAACUCAAAGUACGUGAAAUUCCUUUGAAUCUACUAAAUAAACUUUGAAUACUAAUAAAACAAAUUUGUAAUUCAAAUGAAAACAUCCAAGCGCGGCCAAGUCUUUAGU